UCUAUUAUGUCCUAUAACGGAGGGGCCGUCAUGGCCAUGUGAGGGAAGAACUGUGUGGCGAUAGCAGCGGACCGGAGGUUUGGCAUCCAGGCUCAGAUGGUCACCACAGACUUCCAGAAGAUCUUCCCCUUCCCCAUGGGAGAUAAGCUGUAUAUUGGGCUGGCAGGACUGGCCACUGAUGUUCAGACAGUAUCCCAGAGGCUUAAAUUCAGACUGAACCUGUACGAGCUGAAGGAGGGUCGCCAGAUCAAGCCCAAGACCUUCAUGAGCAUGGUGUCCAACCUGUUGUACGAGAAGAGGUUUGGGCCAUACUACAUCGAGCCUGUGAUCGCUAACCUCGAACCAUUCAUCUGCUCCUUGGAUCUGAUUGGCUGCCCCAUGGUGACAGAAGACUUUGUUGUGAGCGGAAGUUGUGGUUCUCUCCUUGUUGCAUUAUUAUUUGCACAGUGGCAGCUCUUUAACCUGCAUUACAGCACCUUCAUAUUCACUGACCACACUCACUAGAGGAAGUAGGGCUGUGUGAUAUAUUGCUAUUGUAAAAAAGAUGUUUACUGAAAAGAUUAAAUGAUACUAAGAAGACUGAAUAAUACAUGGUUUCUUAUUUACAUUUACAAUAACCCUCAAUGGCCAUACAUGGGAGCGUCACCAGACCAAUUGUCAUCUCUAGAAUAUUGUUGAAUGAAUUAAGCCUGAAUGUAGAUGAAAGUUGUAUAUUGAUUAGGGCUACACAAUUUACAACACACAAAAAGAUGUUUACUGAAAAGAUUAAAUGAUACUGAAUAA
Molecule: messenger RNA, 783 nt
Organism: Notothenia coriiceps (black rockcod)
Lineage: Eukaryota; Metazoa; Chordata; Actinopteri; Perciformes; Nototheniidae
Product: proteasome subunit beta type-3-like
Cellular component (GO): cytoplasm; proteasome core complex
Source: RefSeq, a predicted model, not a curated record